AUGGCGAUGAUGAUGACUGGCCGUGUGCUGCUGGUGUGUGCCCUCUGCGUGCUGUGGUGCGGUGCCGGCGGUGUUUAUGCGAGGGACAUUCUCAAAAACGCACAGGGUGGCUGCAUGGCGUCGGGAGUGUUGGGUGAGAAUGGAUCCCACAUGCCUGACGGAUGUAAUAAAACUGCGAUUACGGUGCCUUUGCGGUCAGUACUGCCCAUUACUGCCGUCGAAGCUUCAGAUGGAGAAGGUGCUUCUCAGCACGCAAAUAAUUCAGGUUCAAAUGCAAAUAAUUCAGGUUCUGGUGGUGGAGGCGGUUCUGCUGCUGGUCCAGGGGCUUCUGUUGGUGCAGGAGUUUCUGGAGAAGGAGAUUCUGGUGGUGGAAGCGGUGGUGGAGGCGGUUCUGGUGGUGCUGGAGGCGAUUCUGGUUCUGCUGAUGGUGCAGGAGGUCCUUUUGCUUCUCCUCCUGGUCCUCCUCCUGCUCCUCUUGGUGGUCCUUCUGCCGCUUCUGCUCCUGGUGUUGAUUCUUCAGCUGGCAGCAGUGAUGGUACAGCGGAGUCCUCAGGCAGUCAUCCAACUAACACAACAGGGGACUCUUCAACAGGAGAUCAGUCGUCUGCUGCAGCAGCGGCUAACGACUCCUCGCCACCCGAAGGACCGGCAGGAACGACAUCCGGCGCUGGACACACACGACAAGAAGAAGAAGAGGAAGAGGAAGAAGAUCAUGAAAAGCAGCAGCAAAGUGAUGAAGCACAAGUCCAACAACAUCAACGGCAUGAACGCCCCGCGGAAAAUGGCGAAGAAUCCGCGAAGGAUAAAAACGCCCUUCGUACAAAUGCCACCGCAAAUAAAGACGACAGUGACAGCAGCACCGCGGCCUCCCACGCCACCUCCCCUCUUUUGCCUCUUCUUGUUGUUGCGUGUGCGGCUGCUGCUGCGGUGGUGGCCGCGUGA
This is a messenger RNA of Trypanosoma cruzi, 942 nucleotides long. RefSeq names its product mucin-associated surface protein (MASP), putative. Bases 1 to 942 code for a protein of 313 amino acids. The record is from RefSeq and is a predicted model, not a curated record. NCBI's taxonomy places the organism in Eukaryota, Euglenozoa, Kinetoplastea, Trypanosomatida, Trypanosomatidae. The transcript has a single exon.